This is a messenger RNA of Pezoporus occidentalis (night parrot), 4942 nucleotides long. RefSeq names its product shieldin complex subunit 1 (gene SHLD1). NCBI's taxonomy places the organism in Eukaryota, Metazoa, Chordata, Aves, Psittaciformes, Psittacidae. Bases 5 to 859 code for a protein of 284 amino acids. Gene Ontology annotation, biological process: regulation of double-strand break repair via nonhomologous end joining. The transcript is spliced from 3 exons. The record is from RefSeq and is a predicted model, not a curated record.
GUGAAUGCAUGGGUCUUGCUUGUCCCUCCAAGGCAAGGCAGCUGGUGUCCUCCCUAUCACAGCCAACAUCUCCACGCUGUUCAUUAGCAAGUAUCAUUUCAUCAUUUGCAAAGGUCAGAGCUGUGUCUUGCCUACAAGUUUAAUCAACACAAAAGCACCUAAAGAAUGUGGGACCAUGAAAAGAAAUGAGGUGUCACCAAGUCCUCCCUCAGAGGAGAGCAGCGUAUUGGACCUACCCUCUGUUUGUGACCUAGGAGAGCGCUUUCUGCCUCCAUACAGUUCUGAAAACAGCGAGGAGCUUUUUCACUCCAUGGAUACUUUUCCCUCUCUGCCCACAGGAGAGAGCAAUCUAUCCUCUGCAGUUCCUGCGGGCUUUGCUGCUGGAGGCUCUGAGGAAGCAAACGUGAGAUGUUAUCCAGAAGCAGAGUUAUGUGAGCCCACCAAACCUAUCGGUGCUGCGCUCUCCUCCAUGUAUGAACAUGGUAAUGCAGAAGAUACCGAUAUCAGGAAAUCUCUUGAUGGCUUCUACAAAAUGUAUUGUAAAAAAUGGCCAGACAGAACGGAUCCCACCUACGAGGCUGCAUCACGAUGUCUGUCACAGAAAAUUUCAGAGCUGGCAAACCGGGAUGGAACAAAAUAUGCAUCGCGUUGCCUGCAAAUGGCCCAGGUGGUCUUGAACAGAGAUGGGUGUAAGAUCUUUCCAAACCACCCCACUACUGCUUGUUUUUCAAAGCCAGCUGAAGGAGAAGUUGUGUUGGAAGACAUAAAGAGAACACCUGGACUCUCCGAUGAUGUCCUGCAAUUCCUCUUGAAACAAACAUGGACUGAACAGAGCCCUGACAUGUCACAUGAGAAAUGAGCAAGACACAGCAGGAGGGGGGAUGUUUCUGUCAUUGGAGCUUUACUUUCACUGUGAAAAAAGGUGAUCUUAGAAAGUAACUCUUCUCUUAGCACCCUCUUGAACACACUUAUUUCAUGGAGGAAUUCCAUAUUCCAUCUGGAGCAGACCUUGCCAUCUUGGUCUCUGCAGAACACCGCUGCAUAAGGAGCAUCUGUGGUCCCCAUGAAACUGCUUCAGAUGUGUUGACUUAAGUGGGAUGGGUGAUCAGUGAUGCAGUGUCUGCUGCUGGGACAUCAAACAUGAUGAUUUAUACCUACCAGGCUUUUAAAUUGACCUGCAUUCCUACGCCAGCUGAACAGUGGCCCAGCCCAAAUUCAAACUUUGCAUAGGCAAGGAUGUCCAAGUGCUGUUGACUAUAACACACUGACUGAACAAGCUUGGAACAAUAUUCCUCAGAGCUAGGGAGGAAAUUUAAGACUGUUCUGUACCUGACAGAUACUAUAACUCCUGUGCUUCCAUAGGGUGCCUGAUAGCCUGUGUGUUUACUUAGAGAUAUACAAUUCUACAGAUCAUGAUUGCAAUGCAGGUGAGCUUUUUCAACAAGAAAAGUGUUUUUAUCAGAGAGGAAAUAAAGCUUCUGAGCAGGUUAUUUUUUUAACAGGAAGGAUAAAAAAAGAAAAUAAAAAAGCUUUAUCACCGUAGUGAUGUUUCUAACACUUCAAGUGCUCCAGCUGAACAGAUUGAGGAUUUUUUUCGUGUCUGUAUGAGGUGGUUUAAGAGCAACCUGAAAUAGAUUCGUGAGUAAGGGCUCUGCAGAGGUGUCUGUAGGGAAGCUGCAGAGUUGUUGCCAGCUGCCCUGGUAGCUGCCUCCUGUAAGGAAAAGCAGGAGAAGCAGAGCUCACAUAUCAGCAUGCCCAAGACUGUGGGUCACUUGGUUGGUUCUGUAGGGCCAGUGUUGCUUUCUCAAGCUGUCUCCCUACACAUUAGCUCCUGCUGAUUUUUUCUACCACAGGGUCUGAGCUCAGAGCUUUCACAGAGAGAAAAUCAAUGCUUGUUGGUUGAGUACACUCUUAUCUUUGUUGGCACUGCACAAGACCUUGUGAUCACUUCCCUGGUGUGUUGAUGGAUGAGGGAAAAUGUUCUGUGAGAUGUUUGAACCACCCCACCAGUAGGGAUCAUCUGGUGUUGGUUACAGUAAAGGUUUGCUUUUUCUAAGCUCUGCUGCUGUUUAUACCCGCAACUUUCUUGCUCUGGUUUUAGUUGGCAAGAUCAGCACUAGCUGCAGUGGGAACUGGCCUAAUUCACUGGUUGCCCAGCUUAGGUUUUGGUGGCUGCCACUUGCCUAUGACAUUAAGAGGUGACCUGAAGGACUAAUUCCCAGCAGUUGGUUUUGGUAGGGAAUUUAAAGUGCUUUAAGUCUGAUGCGUUGCUAUGAAUUUGGCAGGCUUAAUUCUCCUUUGCUUUGUGCUUAUGGGGUGAAUCCCAAGGAAAAUAGCUGCACAAGGGAUGCAGGACUGGGCUCCCACUGUCAAAGCUGUGGUGGGAAGGGUGCUGCUGUUGCACAGGGCUGCAGUUCGGGUCCCUCUGUUCAGCAUGUGGGAGCCCUUUGAAAUGGUCAACCAGAUCCAGUCCCUCUCUGGACAGGUUAUCGGUUAUUAAAGCUGUGCUUUACUGUCUGCAAUUAUGAAUGUUCUGUUCUUGAACGAGGUAUCAGGCUCUAAAAGAGACACUUGGAUUGGAGAAGAUAGGUACAUUGUAGUCCUUACCAGGGUUGCCAGGCCCACUGCUUUGAUUUAGAUUUUGCUUUGUUUCACAGCUUGCAAAUCAGAGAAUUCUUUUGGAAAAAUACUGAGUUUUGGCUUCUCCAAACUUUUAUUGUUAGAUUUUAAUUAAAAUUUGGAAUAAACCUGAUUAGUUUAUGGCAGAUUUUCAUGUAUUAGAUGCUUACAGAAGCAGAGCAGAGCUCAGCUAGGUAAAUUAGGCUCCAAAAUCCCAUUGGUUUUUAAUGACAACAAAACAAGCUAAAUGUUUAAGCAGUUUUCUCAGAUAUCUGGUGUAAGGAGCUGAAAUAUGAUAGAGUUUAGAAUACCUGAUCAUUACUUCUGUGAAACACCUCCAUUCCUGCAGAAGCACUUAAUAUUAGGAAGUGUUUCAUUGGAAUCUUACAGUUCAAUCACUUCUAUUAAGUUAAACAAGACUACAGCACAGAGAAUAAUACUCAUCACUCCUUUUCCCACUCACUGCUAAUUAAUUUUUUACAAACCUGUGCUGGAACCUGCUCUGUGUAUUUCCAAGUCUGCUGAAAGCCAAACCAUUUUUAUUACUCAUUUCCUUGAUAAACAUCUCUCCUCAAUUCCUUUGAGACAUAGGGAGACGAAUGCAUCUCUCUCCUUUGCCAGGUGUUUCAAGCAAGACUCACCAAUUGCUUUGAACAGGCUGUUCUUGAAAGAAGCACAGUCCUAUUUGGCAUUUUAUGCUGCUACAUAGAAGACAUCAUAAUAAUGCGUAUUACUUCUGGUGAGCAAUAGCACAGGGGGGCUAACUUAGUCUAUUUGAACUUCUUAAACUGAUUUGCAGUUAUAACUAUGAUGUGUUGCUUUGAAUUAACUAAGUUGGAUUUUUUUUUUUCCCCUCCUAUUUUUGUGGGUUCUUUGCUUUUUUUUGUCUGUUGCUUUUGUAACUUUUCUUAGCCUAAGGGCAAUCCAUCCACGUUUUGGAUCCUCUAAAAUACUCUUUCACAGACUACUUCACCUCUUUCUUUCAGUGGAGUCUUCAGAAAAAUGGAAGCAGCUUUGAAGGAGCAAUCAGCUUAAAAUGUGUGAGGCUGCCAAGAUCCUGUGUCAAGCCAGUCCCCAGCAGUGUCGAGUAGGACAGCUGUGUUAAAACGCCAGUGCACCUCCCACCACUGCAAACACAGCCACAAGUGCCUUGUCCUCUGCUGCCAGUUGUAGAGGCACGAACUUCGCCAGAGCAUUGCCCCUUACAAACAAGUGUCCAGGCAGUGAUGGGAGACAGGGGAGGACAGGACCCCAGGAACAAAGAGAGCAGGAGGAGGGAUUUGGAGGGGAAAAACAGCCCCAGGGGCACAGGUGGGUGAGUAGGUGCCUCAGGUUGGGCUUUUGGGCAGCUGCUCUCCUGGGUGUUGGCCCCACCCCAGCCAGUCACCCUGUGGACAGGAGAAGGAGGCAGCCCCAGUGGGGAAGAGUGCUCCUUCCUUGCUAGUUUAAACUCAGUUUAACAGCGCUUCUGUCCUGUUUCCCUCCCCACCAUCAUCCCUCCACCAACCUCCAGUUCCUUUAUGUCUUUUGUGGUGGUGCUAAUGAGAUCCCUGGAGGAGUUUUCCAUUUAAAAUGAAACAGAUGUCUCUGAGCCCAAAGAGCCUGAUGUCAGUCAGCAACAGAGCAAUGAACCCACACACAACCACUUAAGGAUUCUCUCUUGGAGGCCUCUUAUCUACUCGCUCAGUGGCUUUUUUGCUGCCUUACUCCCUCUGAUAGGAAGAUGUGUGCCUUUCUGCAUGUUUUCCACACUCUGUUUUGUCCACUGAAGGGGUGGUUUGCUGCAAGAUGUUGCUUGCUUACUGGGGAGGCCAUACAUUCUCCAGUGUGGAUGUGUUCAAGGAAACAUGGAAAGCAAGAGGAGGGGAUGUGCUUUAGUUAACAGUAUACGGACAAAGAAGAAAGCACAGUUGGGAUCUCAAAGGUCAACUUCAAGGUUCCCAGCUAAUGUUCUUACUCACACCGCUUGCACCAGUUUUAGCACUUGAUCUUCAGCAUUUCACUUUGGAGAUAGUUCUUACCCUGCCAGCCCAACUGCUGAGAUUCCUUGUCUCUUCCCUUUCCUCUGGCCAGAUCCAAGGACGGGUGUUCAUGUUUCAUGCAGCCUGCUGCAGUUUCACAUGGAGCUGCUAUUCCUGCCUUUCUGCCCCCAGCAGGUUGGCACAGCCCCUCUGCUCUGCAGGUGUUUCUAGCAAAGGCAAUGGAAAUUUGGCUUUAACCAAAGCAGGAAGAGGCCCUGCUGGCCCAGCUGGCUGCAAAUUAUGGCCAAGAUCUAUGGAUUUGAUGCAAUCUCUCUUUGCAAAUAGAUUUACACUGGAACUGU